Molecule: messenger RNA, 669 nt
Organism: Gongylonema pulchrum
Lineage: Eukaryota; Metazoa; Nematoda; Chromadorea; Rhabditida; Gongylonematidae
Source: the annotation of a GenBank genome assembly
AUGCGCGCCCCGGUUAACACACAAGUGUUUGCACGGAUCGGCAUAGACCUUUCGGGUCCUUUUGUACUUUCGGCUACAGGAAAGAAGUACGUUUUGAACAUCAUUUGCUGGUUCUCCAAAUAUCUGAUUUCAGUGCCGUUGGAAGAUGCCAAAGCGAUCACCAUAGCCGACGCACUAAUGCAGGAAUUCAUAUUGAAGUUUGGAGCUUGUACGGAAAUAAUCUCAGACAGUGCGGCCGCCUUUACUAGCGAGUUCUACCAAGAAUUUUGCUGGCUGAUGAACGUAAAUAACAAGUACGCAACGCCCUAUUGCUCCAAAGGGAAUGCAAUAACUGAGCGCUCUUUUCAUACGAUACAGGAUGUUUUAGCGAAGAUGCAUUUGCCGUACAUUGCCUGCUGCUACAAUACAUCCAUCCAUGAUACGACGCACGAAACACUCUUCUUCCUAGUCUUUGGUAGGGAUCCCAUCUUUUGCGCCGAUGUUAUUUUGGACCCACAAACGCGCGAAGGUUACGCUAAAACUGACGUGGGGAUGUACAAGGCUCAGCUCAUCAAGCGUCUGCAUAUAGCUUGGCAGCAAGCAACUCUGUGGUGGGCUCAUGCGUUUCUCCAAAUGAAACGGCAGUACGAUAAAAAGGAGCGCAGCCAUCAUGUUAAAGUUGGCGACUGA